Knipowitschia caucasica is the source of this 279-nucleotide messenger RNA. The record is from the annotation of a GenBank genome assembly. NCBI's taxonomy places the organism in Eukaryota, Metazoa, Chordata, Actinopteri, Gobiiformes, Gobiidae.
AUGCUGGGGCUGUCCCGAGUGAACACAGGCACAUCUGGCCCCUGGACGCGGGAUCGUGGGCUGUCAGGGCAGUCAGGGAGAUCACAGCAUCUCUACGGGGUGAGAUCCGAAUGCGAUGAUUCAUUCCCAGGCCGAGAGGUACUCAGACAGAGCCGCUUGCAAAACAGCUCUACCACCGCCACCGCACAGCGAGCCACCCACACCAGCCCCAACGCGUCAAAACUGGACGAUCGCGGAAGGAAUCAGAAAUCAACUCGUAUUUUCAUUUACAUCCCUUGA